AUGGAUCGUGAAACAUUUUUUCAAUCGUUCGCGAACCAACAGUCAGCUCAAGCCCCUCUCGUCAGAGUAUUGAACCAAUACCUAUCUGUCCAAGAAGCGGUCCAAAUUCUUGAACAGUUUCAAUCUAAUGCUUGGAUUCCAAAUGGUCAAGUGCUCUGGAGUGGCAUCCCUCGCGAAAAAGCCCAAGAAUGGGCUGAUAGACAUGGACUUCAGACUCUAACCACAGCAAUGGGGCCGCUUAUGGACACUCAAAACCCAAAUUGCUUAAGAUUGAGAAAGGGCCCUCGACAGUGGAGUAACUAUAUACAUGGUGCUUCCGCAAUCUUUGCUUGGCGCAUAGCUCAGGGUGACACGGUUACGCUGCUUUCACCUCCACCACCAGAGCGAUUUCAUCCGUCGGGUUUGUCUUAUUACCAAGCCAUCGAAGAACCUAUCAUCCGGGGCUUAAUCGAUCAAAAAGCUGUUCACAAAAUCAAUAUAGCCCAUCCAAUGAGCAAGGGCAGCGAUGAAUUCUUAUAUGAGCUAUGGCCGAAUGACAGAAGCGACAAAUGGAGGGAACGAUUCGGAUCGGGAAAUUGCAAGAUAAAAUGGAGAGAAGUAAGUCAUAGUAAGGAUAUAAUGAAAUUGAAGGGGUUGGUGGCUUUUCCGGAACAGCGCGUCUGUUCUAUUGAGCAGUAUAAACAAUUUGAAGAACACGAGGUUGCCUUUAUCAAACCUGCUUAUCGUAUUUUACUACUAUCUCUAUUCUUGCUCAUUCUCAGUAGGUCACCGAUAUUGAUAUUAUUAGGUCUAGUCUAUUCACUUUUUGACAAAACGUGGAAUGAAAACAAUGCAAAAAAGGAAGGUAAAAUGAAACUUGAAACGGCAGAAGCUACUUCAAUCAUGAUUUCACCUGAAAUUCCCAAAGUCGAACAGUCUACUAAAACUUCAAGGGAGGUAGCGACUUGGCAAAAUGUCAAAGAUGAAAAGAAAACCCGGGCAAAGGCACAGAAGGAAGCUGCGAAGAAACAGCAGGAGGCUACGAAGAAGCUCAAGGAUAAAAGGAAAGCCCGCGCGAAGGCAAAGCAGGAGGCUGCGAAGAAGCUUAAAGAUGAAAAGAAAGCCCGCGUGAAAGCACAGAAAAAGGCUGCGAAGAAACUCAAGGCUAAAAAAAAAAAAAAGGCGAAGAAACAGCAGGAGGCUGCGAAGAAACAGCAGGAGGCUGCGAAGAAACAGCAGGAGGCUGCGAAGAAACAGCAGGAGGCUACGAAGAAGCUCAAGGAUGAAAGGAAAGCCCGCGCGAAGGCAAAGCAGGAGGCUGCGAAGAAGCUUAAAGAUGAAAAGAAAGCCCGCGUGAAAGCACAGAAAAAGGCUGCGAAGAAACUCAAGGCUGGAAAGAAAGCCCGCGCGAAGGCAAAGCAGGAGGCUGCGAAGAAGCUUAAAGAUGAAAAGAAAGCCCGCGUGAAAGCACAGAAAAAGGCCGCGAAGAAACUUAAGGCUGAAAAGAAAGCCCGCGCGAAAGCACAGAAAAAGGCCGCGAAGAAACUCAAAGAUAAAAACACAUCUUAA
Molecule: messenger RNA, 1548 nt
Organism: Penicillium concentricum
Lineage: Eukaryota; Fungi; Ascomycota; Eurotiomycetes; Eurotiales; Aspergillaceae
Exons: 2
Coding region: 1-1548 (515 amino acids)
Source: RefSeq, a predicted model, not a curated record